UCCGCUGCUCGCUCCUGCCUGCCUGCGACAGCUCAGCAGUGGUGUGGUCGCUCUAACGGACUCUAACGGAAAGGAAAAACACUCCAUACGUAGUGAAGGCCUCUGCCACACCGAACACCCUGUUGCAGUCACAGCGACGACGGAUAUAAACACACAUUAUACGUACUGGUAAUCUGCAUUUCUGUUUUUCUAUUUAAAAACGCUGUAAGGAAAAAACGCCCGUCUUCAUAAUGGCGACAGCUGCGGUGUCUGCCCCUGCUGGCAGCGGCCCCAGCCCCGGGCCGGGAACGGAGCUAGUCCGCGGGCAGGCCUUCGACGUGGGGCCUCGGUACAGCAACCUCUCCUACAUUGGUGAGGGAGCCUACGGGAUGGUGUGCUCUGCCUAUGACCGAGACAACAAGAUCCGUGUGGCCAUUAAGAAGAUCAGCCCUUUUGAGCACCAGACGUAUUGCCAACGCACCCUGAGAGAGAUCAAAAUCCUGCUGCGCUUCAAACAUGAGAACAUCAUCGGAAUCAAUGACAUCAUCCGCACGCCAACCAUCGACCAGAUGAAGGAUGUAUACAUUGUCCAGGAUCUCAUGGAGACAGACCUGUACAAGCUCCUGAAGACUCAACACCUGAGCAACGACCACAUCUGCUACUUUCUUUACCAGAUCCUCAGAGGGCUCAAGUACAUCCACUCUGCCAACGUCCUGCACCGUGACCUCAAGCCCUCCAAUCUUCUGCUCAACACCACCUGUGAUCUCAAGAUCUGUGACUUUGGUUUGGCUCGUGUGGCUGAUCCUGACCACGAUCACACCGGUUUCCUAACAGAGUAUGUUGCCACUCGUUGGUACAGAGCACCUGAGAUCAUGCUCAACUCCAAGGGCUACACCAAGUCCAUAGACAUCUGGUCAGUGGGUUGUAUCCUGGCUGAGAUGUUGUCCAACAGGCCAAUCUUUCCAGGGAAGCACUAUUUGGAUCAGCUUAACCACAUUUUGGGAAUCCUGGGUUCUCCCUGUCAGGAGGAUCUCAACUGCAUCAUCAACAUUAAGGCCAGGAACUAUCUCUUGUCGCUGCCUACGCGCUGCAAAGUGCCUUGGAACCGCCUUUUCCCCAACGCUGAUCCCAAAGCUCUGGACCUCUUGGACAAGAUGUUGACUUUCAACCCUCACAAGAGGAUCGAGGUAGAGGAGGCCCUAGCGCAUCCCUACCUGGAGCAAUAUUACGACCCCACAGAUGAGCCUGUUGCUGAGGCCCCCUUCAAGUUUGACAUGGAGCUGGAUGACCUACCCAAAGAAACACUGAAGGAGCUCAUCUUUGAAGAAACUGCACGUUUCCAGCCUGGCUUCAGGUCCUAACGUCUCACACAGAUGAUUCUGUGGACUGGCUUCUUCGUUGCCACUGCUCCUCCCCGCCUCCACACUGUCGCUGUGAUGGAUUUUUCUUCUUCUUCUUUUUUUUUUCUUUUUUUUCUAUAGUUUUCCUCUCCUGUUGUCCACAUCACCUGGAUUCCUUGGGUCUCACUCGUCAAGUCCACUUUGCUCAGGAAUGGCGUCAGGAAUCAAUCAAUCGAUCAUCCUCUGACUCUCUUUCUUUUUCUCUUUCUCUCUGAGGUGGGGGAGGGGGAAGGGGGGGGAGGAUGAUUAUUCACAUCACAGCUUACAGUUUGGGGAAGGGGGGCGUGAUUUUGUGUUUUAAGCCAAGAUAAACAAUUUGUGUGUGUGUCUCAAAGGCGUUUGGCUCUGGCUAUUCCUAUUCAAGACCUUCUCUGUCCGGUCGAAUGGCAGUGAUAGAUUAGCUGUUGUGUUUUUCGGUGCCGCUGUUGUGGUUAUAACUCUGCCUACAUUGCACAAACAACUACUUAUUACUUAUAAGAAUCAUCUAUCAUAAAUUUAGGAAGUCUUUGAAAUUUUCUAACCUCUGUCGCACUGUUACAUGGGAUGCCUUGAUCUCUAUCUUUAUUCUUUCUAGGAAAAAGGUAAAAUCCCAAAUUGAUUUAUGCAAUGAAAUCACAUUAUAAGCCAGUUAGUUUGCAUGACACAUGCCAUCACUUGGUAUUGAUGAGGAUCUAGACUUUAACCAAGACCUUGUUCUUUGGUUUGUACCACACACACAAAGGCCCAAAUGCAAAUAUACACAUAUAAAUAUAAAGAUGAUUAUAAUGAUAUAUACAUUUAUAUACAGCCCAAAGAGUCUUAACAUAUAAUAAAGGCAGGGGUAAUGAUAGAAGGUAAAUCGGAUGAUUUUUUAACCUUUUUCUCUGUAUUAUAAACAAAAGAGGCCCGUUUUUAUUUCCCAUCAGCUUCAGUAAGAUGUCAGUUUGUGAAUAAAUGCAUAUAAAUCGCAAGGUUUCCCAAUCAGUGUCUGCCUUAGCCAUGAGAAACUAAAAGGAAAAGUCUGUUUAUAUCAUACAAGUCUGUAUGUACAGUAAGAUAUGUUCAUAAAGGGUAAAAUUAACUUUGCAGGACAAGAAUUCAGUCAUCACAUGGAUCCUGUUUGUCUGGAGGAAGUGUUGUCAGGACUCCCUCUGUCCUGUUUCAUGUUUUUUUUCUUCUUCUCCUCCAGUUUCUUGUUAAACUCUCGCCUUGUUAAAAAAAAAAAAAACUGUGCCCUUUGCAUGACUGUUAAAAGCUCUGUAUACAAAGACGACCAUGUUAAAGUGCCACAUGCGCCGGGCUGGUCUGACAGGGGGAGCGCCCAGGCUCUUUCUGUUCCACCUUUAGUGGUAUAUCACACAUAACGAUCUCAUGGUGCUUUUGGUUUCCUGUCUUCAGCUUCAAGCUCACCUUUUUUUUUUUUUGCUUGUUUGUUUUUUUUGUUUUGGUUUUGAUCAUUGAAGUGUACAGAUUCAAGUCCCCUUGUUUCAGCUCGAACUGCUGCAUGCUGACAUCAUCUUAUGGUUGCAAAUAGGCCAACAACUAUUAAUCAUCUGUAUUUAAAGCAAUCAAAAUAUAAAUAACAUGUUCCCCAACCUGAGAAAGAAUUCAGACAGUACUCAAAAUGUAACAGAUUAUUUUUUUCCUAUUCAUGCCUUUGCUUUAAAUCCACUUUUUGACACCAAGGACAAACAUUUGGUGCAUUUAAUUACCAUCAGACAUCUGCAUUGCCGUUCAAAAAGAACUGUGCUGAAGUAAAACCAUAUCUGAAUUAUUGUCAGUUAACUGCUAGCAAUUGACUGUUGAAUUAAUUUUAAAGGAGAGGAUUUCUGACUUUAAAUAUUAUAUAUGUUGAGACAGAUAAGCCAGAAGCAGCCAGCUUCAUCAAACUGUCCCUCAAUCUUAGUAUCACUGCAGCAUCCAAUGACUGUCAUUUAAUUUUUACAACAAGGCCUCAAAUAUACCAACUUUCAUCGUUCACAUAGCAUCUUCCAAGGAAAUGUUUUAAAAAAAAAUAGUAUUUAAGACAUAAAGCAUCUUUACAUAAAAUAAAGUCAAAAACUACCUAAAGCUAUUGUUUAUGAAUCUCUCUGCAGGCACUUAAAGUAGAUAUUUGAAUCUUAAACAAUUUUUGCAACUAUUGAGCUGCUUAGGCUAAUUAUUCAUUCUCCAUAAAUAGUAAUGGUUGUGAUUAAGGUGUUAGCUAAACAAGAUUUUUAUGUUUCUGUCACAUGUAAUGUAACCCUAAACUCAAUGUUUUAUUCUUUGAAUACAUUCAAAAUUGUGUUUCAGUUGUACAAAUGUCGCUCUGUCAAAUGUAAUCGCAGCAGACUGAGCUACAGACCACUGUAUAACUUCAUGUUCUUUCUUUAGUUUGAGCUAAAUAAUGUUGACUCAGACUGAGUGGGAAAGCAGGGGCUCACGGAGCGCUCUAAUGUUUCGCUAUUAAGCCAUAAUGGGUCAGUCAGUAAGCCUGCUGCACCUCUGACCACACCCAACAGUGAUGUCAUGAGUGCUCAUCUACAUCACUGCAGCCAAGUAAGAAUUUAAACCACAGAAAGAUCCUGAUGUAAGGAUGGUACUUUGCUCUUUAAGAUUAACCUGUAGUUAACUAAGAAAGCUAGCUCACCUGCUGAUGUAAAUGAAUUAUUUUUUUGGUAAAUCUUAGACGGUUUUCUCCUAAGAGAUAUAUAAUUUGGUACUAAUUGUAAGUAAAUCAGAGGUGAUGUUCAAUAGGGCUAAAACAAAUAAUCACCAUUUUUGUUUAAUGUGGAAAUUACUCAAAUUUUAUCAUCCAUGUCAAAAAAAAAAAUAAGGCUGGAAAACUUCAUUACAAAUUCCACGAUCUUUACCAUAAGCCUUUUUAACCCUAGUUUCAGAGAUAGUAUGAUAGCAGUUAAAAGUUUAUCAUGGAACAAGCUGUAACCAGCAUGUGUUGAGUGUUUAUCCCAGACAAAUUAAAUUAAACUUCAACGUAUAUUUUUUGUUUGUUUCAUAUGAUUGAUUUUUUUUACCUUGUCUUGUGCCCUUUCAUUUGAUCCACUCCCAUUAAGCUAUUUCAAAUAAUUGUAUAAAUCAGUAAACAGAUGGCCAGAUGAACAAGCAAACACAAGUGGAAAAUAAAACAUACUCUGAAAAUUGGGUUUAGGGUUUUCAAAGUCAUUGCUGAAUUAGUAUGAACUAAAUUCAGUAUGAAUUCAUUUAAAGACAUUCCUCUAAAAGUGAUGCAGCUCAUUCAUUUUAGUUAACUAUCUCAGAGUCAACUGUCUGAAUAAUUAGUAAGAAAUUCCACAGUGCUUUCAAGGGAAGUUUUCAGGAAAAAAUAGAUGCAAAUAGACCUAUAAAAGUUGAAUCUUUAUCAGAAAACAGACCAAAUCUCUAAAGCAUAACUAACGGUUUUUGCACAUCAGUUUCCUCACACUCUCUACGUACACCCGUCUGUCUCUCACAUACGAUUAUUAAAUGCACUUGCUUCUACAGUAGUGGGAUAGAUGGGAGUUGUAAUCCGAGGUGCCUGCCGGGACUUGACUUACCUGUAGAUAGACUUUUUGGGGGGUUUAGUUGGAACAUUUAGGGCACUGGAAAACCUUACUGGGAUUAGUUGUAUAAAAAAGCUUCUGCUGAGUUCUUUGUGCAACCUGUCUGUUUGUGCCUUUUUUGAUAGUCUUGAUAUCCAAGAUUUUGAUGUGCAGCUUUUGUUUAGUCGGGAAUCCGUUGUAAUCGCAGUAUACGCUCUUUAAAAAUGAACACAAUCAAGUCUGUGGGCUCGGGCGGGAUCGCGGGUGGGUAUCCUUAUCUUUCAGUUAAUGUAAAUUUUAAAGAGAUUUGUUGCCACAGCUGUGUGAUUUGUGACUGUAUUGAAAAGAUGAAAAGCAAACAUUUAUAUUUUUUGCGUUACCCUUUUUCCUUGAGCCUAUUUUUUUUUUCUUUUUUGGAUGUUUUUGUGCAGAUAUUUUUAUUGUAAAAUGAAUGUUAUGUUUCUAUCAGACACUAAUCUUGUUUGAGUUGUCUCCAGUGGAACUUCUUCACUCUGUAUGUUUUGAUCAGUAUAAAUCUUUAAUUGUGUAGUUUAACAUUUCUGAAAGAGAUAAAAAUGAAUAAAAAACAAGUAAGAUCCUUGGUUGUACGUUAAAGGUUCCUGUUCAGCCUGCCAUAGAAACUGUUUGAAAUGAUCGGUCAGUUUUCUUUUGCUGUCGUUUGGAGGAUUCAACUUGAACGAGGCAUUUCUCUGCUACGAUUAAAAGAUUGACUGCCACUUAGAAAAGUCUGUUUUUUUUAAGCUUAUCUUUUCUGUUUUGAAACUCUGCCAUGUCAUUUAAAUAUUCGUUCAUUAAAACUCUGUACUUUCAUUAACAUCUCUGAGCUGUCUUUAUCAGAGACACGACUGGCAUGUUCACAACAGUAAGCAUUAGAGACAACUUCUAUACCUGCUGUCUGCAUCUAUCCUUACAUACAAGAGUGCAAAAUAAAAGUUUCAUGGAGCGACACAGUAUACAAUUAAAUGUGUUUAAUGAAAUGAGUGAAAAUUCUUAAUAAAAAUGCUGUAUUAUUCCAAAAACAC
Cheilinus undulatus (humphead wrasse) is the source of this 5919-nucleotide messenger RNA. RefSeq names its product mitogen-activated protein kinase 1 (gene mapk1). Gene Ontology annotation, biological process: protein phosphorylation; intracellular signal transduction. Gene Ontology annotation, molecular function: MAP kinase activity; ATP binding. The record is from RefSeq and is a predicted model, not a curated record. NCBI's taxonomy places the organism in Eukaryota, Metazoa, Chordata, Actinopteri, Labriformes, Labridae. The transcript has 9 exons. Gene Ontology annotation, cellular component: nucleus; cytoplasm. The coding region runs from base 231 to 1340 and encodes 369 amino acids.